Rubroshorea leprosula is the source of this 551-nucleotide messenger RNA. NCBI's taxonomy places the organism in Eukaryota, Viridiplantae, Streptophyta, Magnoliopsida, Malvales, Dipterocarpaceae. The record is from the annotation of a GenBank genome assembly.
AACACCCAUCAUCUGUUAUUCUAACAACCUUCUUAUCUCGUCUACACACAAGGGUGAGAGUUUUCGUUCCUAUCAUGAGAACCCUAUCUCUGUAAAGACAGAGCCAUUGUCAAAACUAUGAGAUGUUUUCUUACUGAGGAAAAGAGAUGGAGUGAGACCCCUCUUGAGAACCUGUUCCCUAUCCAGGCAGUGAAGAGCAAGGCAGGUGCUCUGAAAGAUACAGCAACCAGAAAUCUCACAAAAGAUGUGGGAUGUGGUGAAGUGUUGAAAUUCAGUUAUAAUGCUGAAGAAUCAAAGUGGUUGGAGUAUUGUGUGGUGGCAUCAGUGAAAUCAAGAGAGGUAAUUUCCACCCUUUAAGAUAAUUUAGCAGCAGAAGUCAUAAUGUCAGUGUAUCCUUUGGGUGGAAACCUAGUUUUGUUGGAAGUCAAAGAUAAAGGUUUGCUAGAAAAAUUGAUUGAAGGAAAACUCAACUGGUGGAAAGCUUGGUUUGAUCAUAUCAAGCAAUGGUCUCCAUUGGAUGGUGCUGGAGCUAGUAAAAAGUUUGUUUGGCU